This is a messenger RNA of Chlamydomonas reinhardtii, 929 nucleotides long. RefSeq lists its product as uncharacterized. Gene Ontology annotation, biological process: telomere maintenance; double-strand break repair via homologous recombination; meiotic DNA integrity checkpoint signaling. Bases 58 to 906 code for a protein of 282 amino acids. Gene Ontology annotation, cellular component: checkpoint clamp complex; nucleolus; site of double-strand break. Lineage: Eukaryota; Viridiplantae; Chlorophyta; Chlorophyceae; Chlamydomonadales; Chlamydomonadaceae. The transcript is spliced from 10 exons. The record is from RefSeq and is a predicted model, not a curated record.
GUCAUGCAUAGCCCACAGGCACCGGUUCCCGCGCUCUAGGCCCUCAGGUGGUCGCGUAUGAAGCUCAAGGCAACUCUUACGGAGCAUGGUUCACGUCUGCUAUGGAAGAACUUCUUGCCGACAAUAGAGAAGUUCGGCAAAACAUGCCAGGUCCUCCUUGGCGCUGAUGAAGUCCACUUCAUCCAGACGAGCCUGAACACCGAUGGGGUGCACGUCACAGCACGCUUCGCAGCGGAGACCCUGUUCGACACAGCCACAUACCGCUGCCAGAGCAAGCACUACAAUCUCAUCGCGUUCCAGGUGGAGGUGGGGCUGCUGCUGCGUGUGCUCAAGGGCGCGGCCGCCACCAAUGCACACGUGGUGGACGUGAAGCUGACCAUCCGCCAGGUGACGGGUCCGGCCGGCGAGCCCCAGAGCAAGCCCUUCCUGUCCUUCACCGCCUCGGGCGCUUCCACCAACGUGGUUCAGGACGUGCCCAUCAGCCGCCCCUUCAGCCCCGCCGAGGUGACGGCGCUGGUGGCGGCCAAGGACGUGGGCAGCUACUGCCCCGCAUACCUGGACCUGGUGCCGGGGCUUGCGGCGGCGCAGGCAAUCGUGGACCGGCUCAAGGCGGUGGACGACUGCGCCAUGCUGGCCGUGUGCCGGGGCGGCGACGCGCACUUGCUGGUUCAGACCACCAGUGUGGCGCUGGGGGCGCAGAUUAAAGACCUGUCCGUGUACCCGCAGACCGCGUACGUUGCGGCCGCCUGCGACAGGUCCAAGCCCGUGAGCGAGCAGCUGCAGGCGGCGCUGGAGAACGGCACGGCCGUGAGCGUGCACGUGCUGCUCAAGCAGCUGGCGCGCGUGCUGAGCACCAGCCAGCUCACGGAGCCGGCGCAGGUGCUGCUGGAGAGGCGGCGCAGAUAAUACACAGGUUUUACACUGCGCAG